AUGCCGAUCCGAUUGAUUGUUGCGGAGUCUGCUCCUGCCCUUAAUGCUAUCAAAAAGGAUCCGAGUGUCGAUGCUCCUUCGCCAGCGGAAGUACCCGCACGGCGUAUCAAGAAAGAGGAAGAGGAUGAGCUUGAUGCUUUGUCAUCUUAG
Molecule: messenger RNA, 150 nt
Organism: Pyrenophora tritici-repentis Pt-1C-BFP
Lineage: Eukaryota; Fungi; Ascomycota; Dothideomycetes; Pleosporales; Pleosporaceae
Source: RefSeq, a predicted model, not a curated record